GAUCGUCUUCGAGAGAUAUAUUCUCAGUAAAGGUCCAUGUGACUUGUUGGGAACCACUUGACAGAUUGUCAAGUUCAACACACGCCAUGAUUGAACUACCAUCAUAUGGUGAUCAAGAGGUUUCGGAGUUGCGCUUCAAAAUAAGGACGGACCCGGCUGUCAAGGCAGGAUUUCUCCCCACUUUCCAGCCAACCUACCAAGCCUAGAGUGAGGCUGGAUCGAGGAUGACCCAAUGACGUGGACGACUCACACCCAACCUCGACUUAAUACAUACACACAUAGAUGACACUCCAUCCAGUAUCAGUGCUUUCAGACCCAAAUCAUGUCAUGAUUGAUAUCGUGAGUGGACCUAUAUAAAGAAAUCAAUCCGACAACUGGUGGCCUCAUCAUGGCCUCUUGGUUCAGCUCGCCCAAUUUGGGCAAUCUUCAAGGCUCGCUAGAGGGAUUGAAGAACUCGGUGAGCUCGGUGGGCAACUCCUUGAAGGAGGUCUUUGAAGAGGAGGAGGAUCCCACGGAUCCCACUGCCCAUUUGGCUCUCACUAAAGAGAAACUAGAAUCAGCCCACACCAUGAUUCAAUCCCAAAAGGAUGAAAUCCAGAAGAUGAAGGAACGCAUAGACGAAAUCCAAGAACAGAAACAAGCGGUGGAACUACAGAAAGAAGUUCAAUGCACUCAAUUUCGAGAACUGCUUUUAGAGAAAGAACGCGAAUUAGAAUCUUGCUUAACCAAUACACCAGCCCAACUGGACCAUGAAAACGCCCCUCCAAUGUCAUCUGAGCCCAUAGUCCAUGACCGAAUCCGAGAGCUCGAAGACCAGAUCGUGGAGGAACGAAAGAGUCAUGAAAACGCUAUAUUUGCGCUCCAAGAGGCAUUUUCUAGUCAAACGAGUGGGUCAGGGGCCGGCGUGGAUCGGUCCCAAUGGGAAGUCAAGUGGGACGAGGCCACGAAUACAUCCGAGAGGAAGAAGGUCUUCGUGGAACUGCUUCAAAGUGGAUGCCACGAUUCGGGGGUGGAAGCUUUGAAAGUAGAGAAUGAAAGAUUGCGAGCUGAUAGCGACAAGUCUAAGAAUGAGAUGAAGACCAAAAUGGCUCAAUGGGAAACACAACGAUUGGAAUGGACCGCGAAAUGUCAGGCUCAAGAGGACCGAUUGAGAGCUGGGACUGAAGAUCAAGACAUGAUUCGUUCCCUUACCGAAAGUAAUGCCAACUUGAAGACCGCGAAUGCCAAAUUAGAAGAGAAACUCAGAGAAACAGAACAGGCUAUCCAUGAAGACCAUGAAAAGCGGGUUGAACACUUGGCAGCCACCCUCGAAGAUGAAAGAGAAAAAGUGAGUGCCUUGGAGACGGAGAACUCCCUCAAGGACGAUGUGAUUGCGGCUUUGAAAGAGGAAAAACGGCUCAAGAACGGCGAGUCCGAAGCCAUCAAAGACACCAUUGAGUCGCUUCAAACGGGAAUGGAGAAAUAUCAGGCAGUGGUUGGCAGUUUAGAAGCGUCUUUAGACGAACAAGUGAAAUUGAAUGAACAACUCCGGAGAAAUCUUCAAGAAUCCACAGAUUUGAACAACGAGCUCGAAACCGAAAUGGAGAAAAUUGCCGAAGCGUCCAAAUCACACGAAAUUGCUCUGAGUGAGAUGCGAGAUCAAUUAAAGGCUUUCAAAGGCACCGAGGAAGAAUUGCACAAGUUCAAGGCUCUGUAUGCCGCCAAAGAGUCCGAGUUGCACUCGAGCUUGGAUGAUCAAAAUCAAAACGUGGAAAAGAUCACAUCGGAAACCUCCGUUUACAAGCAACAAUAUGAGGCUCUUCUGCAGGAGUAUAAUCAAUACCUGGAAGAUUUGGAGUCACUCCAAGCUAAAGCGGAAGGAUUGGAGAAGUUGAAGGCUCUUCAUGAAGAGAAGAUGAACGAACUGAAAGAGGCUCAUAAUCAAGAUCAAGCUCGAAUUGAGACCCUCGACGAAAAAUUCAAGGAAAACGAGAAGAAGCGUGAACUGCUGGAAGAGCUUUUGGAUCGAACCAAGUCCAAGAAUGAGGAGGUGGAACAUGAACUUUGUAAAGAGAGAGGACGGAAACGAGAGUUAGAAGAGGAGCUCGAAGACAAAGAUAUCUUGAUCGAAGACCUCAAGAACGGGCUUCAGUUGAGUAAAGAGAGCUCUGUGUGCGAAGAGAAGGAGCAAGACGAAUCAGAGACCGACCUUCGGGCCCAAAUUCAGUCCUUGAAGGCCCAAAUUCAGAAGGUGGAGGGGGAAAGUCACGCUCUAAAUCCGGAAGCCUUAACUGAUCUUCAAGAAAUCAAUGAAAAUCAAGCUGAGGAGAUUCAACGAUUGGAGGAGAUCAUCAAGGAAUUUAAUGAUGACGUGGCAGAGACAGCUAAGAAGAUCGAGGAGCAAUCGGACCAUCUGAUGUCGGCUGAGGCUGAAUUGGAACGCUACAAAGAAGAGGUGUCGGAUUCCAAUCGCAAGUUUGAAGAGUACAAGGAUCAGUUCCAAACGUUGCAAUUGGAAUUCGAGACUUACAUGAGCAAAACCGAGGAAGACCGAGAAUUUUUUGCUCAAGAUCAGCAGAUCCUGGAUGAUCUUCAGCAAAACUUCGAUGAACUGAAGGUUGAAAAUGAGUCUUGCAAGACCACCAUCUCCCAACUGGAGGCUGAAAAACAGAAGCUCAUGGCCAAUCAGCAAGAAUCCCUUGGUCAAAAACAGCAUAUCCUGGAAGACCUUCAACGAAAGUUUGAUGAACUACAGAUUGAAAAUGAGUCUUGCAAGACCACCAUCUCCCAAUUGGAGGCUGAAAAACAGAGGCUCAUGGCCAAUCAGCAAGAAUCCCUUGGUCAAAAACAGCAUAUCCUGGAAGACCUCCAACGAAGGUUUGAUGAAUUGAAGGUUGAAAAUGAGUCUUGCAAGAUCACCAUUUCCCGAGUGGAGGCUGAGAAAAAAGAACUUAUGGCUAAUCAGGACCUUGAAGGCGAACUUCAUAGUAAAUCAGAAGAGAUUGCCAAUUUAAAGGCUUGUCUUGCCACCUUGAAAUCGACCAAUGCUGACGUGGCCCAAGAUCAGAGCAAAAAGAUCCAACUUUUAAAAGAUGAAUUGGAACAGAAAAUAGCUCUUGAGCGUGACUUACAAGAUCAGGUUCGAAACUUCUCGGAGCAAGUCAAAGCCAUAGAACAACUCACUGAAACUGUAAAAGAACUCGAAAAUAAUUCUCAGACUCUUCAAACUGAGGUUGAUUCCAAGAGUAAAAUCAUUGAACAACUCACCCACGACAUGGAAGAAAAGCAUAAGUUGAUAAGUGAGCAUCAGGAUGAUUUACAACAAAUGAAUAUCGACCUAGAAAUGAGCCGAGUUCAUUUGAAAGCUGAAAAAGAUCGAAUCCAAGAUUUGGAAUCGCAACUCGAGAUGUUAAGCUCAAAGUCACACCAAGAAGCCAAAUUUGUGGAGGCAAUUGAAAGAAGCGAGCAAAAUAUCCAAAGGCUCGAAAGUGACAACAAGGCCCUUUUGGAAAGACUUUCUCGGCCGCAGAAGCACCAGUCCGAAAAGGAAGACAUGACCAAAGAAACCGUGAACAAACUCUCACAACUCAUCCGGGACAAAGACAUGGAGAUCCAAGCUCUACAAGAGCGAAAUCGAGGUCUAGUUGACCUUAUCCAAAAACACGAGAAAGAGUCCUCUUCCACCCAGACUCACGAAGAUAAUAAACUCACCGAGGAGUUCAACGACCUGCAAAGAGCCAAUCAAGAUCUAUUGACGGCUCUGAACCAGAAACAUCAAGAGAGUCUUGGGUACUAUGCCGAAAUUGAGCGACUCAAUCAAGCGCUUGAGGUUAUCAAAGCAUCUCAAUCAAAUUCAGAUUCAAGUCCAAAUGUUGGAGGCAAAUCUGUCAGAGACAAUACGAAUGAAAUCGUGAUCCUGAAAUCGAAAAUCCGCGAAUUGGAGCGAAAGCUCAACAAUGCCCAAGUGUUUGAUUCUCAACGAUCGAACAAACUGCCGCAUAGGAGACGAUAUCAUUCAGAGUCGAUUCACGAUGUUGAAGGCAUUAUCUCAAGAUCGAGCACUCACCACGUUGGUUGUGAGCCUGAUGACGAUGUGGAGAAACAAAUCACGGACGACGGUGAAGCGUCGGAGCUCUCUGUCAAAGUCCAGGAACGGGAUGCCAUUAUUCGAGACAAAUCCAAUGAGGUGUUGGAGAUCCAAAAGACUGUCAAUGAACGAGAGGAGGCCUUGGCUCAAAAAGAGGAGGAAAUUCGAGCACUAAAGCGAAAGACGGAAAGUUUGGAUCUCCAUCAGACUGAUGCUCUCCGUCGAUUGGACGAGCUCAAAUUUGAGCUUGACAACGUUCAAAUCGAAAGCAAGAAGUUGAGUGAAGAGAAUCAAGGCUUAUCCAGUGCCAAUAACAGGUUCAAGGUGCUCUUGGAGGAGAAGAGCCAUGAUUUGGAGAUGGCUCAACGAAAUCUACAGCAAUUGCGAGAGAUGGUGGACGAGAAGAGUCAAAACUCCGAGUCCACACAGCAAGAGCGGUUGAAGAAUCUUGCAGCUAUAACCGAGCUCCAGAGUCAGAUUGGAAUCUUGAAACGACAAGGGGAUGAAACCCAAUUGAAGUUAUCGGAUCGGGAUCGUGAGUUGGCGGAAACACGUCGAGAAGUGGCCAAUGUAAUAGAGAAGAAAAAGCGUUUGGAACAAGAACUGGAACGUCUCCGGCAACAUCUCCUCACCGUUGAAGACACCUAUACACAAGAAGCCUUGGCCACGGAGGAUAGAGAGCGAGAGCUUCGGAAGAAACUGCAGGUCGUCGAAGAAGCCUUCCGUGUGUCCAACGCCCAGCAAUCGAGUUCGAAUCAGGAGAGCUCUCUUCAAGUGGAAUCUCUCCAAAGACAAGUCAGCCAGUUGUCAGAGCAACGAGAUCAACUUCUACAUAAGUUGGGAAAAGUCACGCAAGAGUUCCAAAGCCAAUCCACCGCCUUGGACAACCUGACCAUGGUCUUGGAAGGAUUUCAAGAGGAGAAGGAGAACAAUCUGAAAUUGGCCGAGAAGGACUAUCAUGAAAGAUUGCAAAGAGAGGUAUCGAAACAAGGCAUCCUUCAAGAGGAGAUCAAGGCGUUAAAUGAAAAAUUGGCUCAUGCUAAUGAAGGGCUGGCCGCAGCUAAUCGUCUAGGAGAGCAACUUGAAAAGAAAUCCCAAGUGAUUGCCAAUCUGAAACAAGAAAUCAAACUUCGUGAAGAGCUCUUGAAGAAAGCUCAGUCCGAGCUGACCUCCAUCUCGACCCACAACGCGGGCAAAGUGGACAAAUCUCUCAUCAAGAAUCUGGUCGUGGGCUACGCGUGUGCGGACGAUUCCAAAAAACCGGAGGUCCUCAAAGUCGUAGCCACAGUGCUGGACUUCAAUGGUGAAGAACGACAGAAAACGGGUCUGGACGGCUCGUCCAACGGCUCGUGGCUUCGUGGCUUAUUCGCUCCCUCGUCUCAUGCUGAUGGCAAUAACUUGAAGAAUAAAACCACUUCCAAUGACGUUCAGGCAGCCACAGGACUGGAUCAAGGUCUUGCGCAAGCAUUUGUUCAAUUCCUGGAGAAUGAGUCCACUCCCAAAGUCCCACCCAAGUUACCCGUUUCCGAAAUGGCCGAGACCAAAACGAGACAAAUGGAGGCCGAAAUGAGUAGUCGUUCAUCGAGGAAUUCGACACCUUCAGAGGGAGGAUCCAUACCGCCUGAAUCGGCAUAUUCGCCCACAGGAAGCUUUGCAACCCCAAAGAGUGCGGACAGGAACUCGCCCAAUCCACUUUUGGCAGUGAAUAGCGCCCACGCUUUGCCCACUUUCUCGGUGAAUCGGUCAUCUUCGGCCAUCUUGAAACAUGUGUUGCAAGAAGGCGAUUCACAGAAGUAACGGGAUGAAAUGUUUUGCCCUUAGCCCAGCUGUGAUGAAUGAUUUUUAGUGAUUUCAUGUGUUACUUGAUACAAAUCUUUAGAACUAAACUAUAAAAAACAUGAGCAAA
Tigriopus californicus is the source of this 5972-nucleotide messenger RNA. It is a transcript of the gene Gmap, whose product is annotated as thyroid receptor-interacting protein 11-like. Gene Ontology annotation, biological process: endoplasmic reticulum to Golgi vesicle-mediated transport; Golgi organization. Gene Ontology annotation, cellular component: Golgi apparatus. Bases 389 to 5863 code for a protein of 1824 amino acids. The transcript has 7 exons. Gene Ontology annotation, molecular function: small GTPase binding. The record is from RefSeq and is a predicted model, not a curated record. Lineage: Eukaryota; Metazoa; Arthropoda; Copepoda; Harpacticoida; Harpacticidae.